Eriocheir sinensis (Chinese mitten crab) is the source of this 1184-nucleotide messenger RNA. RefSeq names its product glucosidase 2 subunit beta-like. Gene Ontology annotation, cellular component: glucosidase II complex. NCBI's taxonomy places the organism in Eukaryota, Metazoa, Arthropoda, Malacostraca, Decapoda, Varunidae. Gene Ontology annotation, biological process: N-glycan processing. Gene Ontology annotation, molecular function: calcium ion binding. The record is from RefSeq and is a predicted model, not a curated record.
GAUGAUGGCAGUGAGGAUGCAGAGGACUACGACUUGCCGGACGACUACCAGGAGGGAGACAGCAAAGAGGAUGAUGAGGAUGACGAAGAUGAAGGAGAGACACAGAAGGAGGAGGAGGAGGAAGAGCCCAAGUAUGAUGAGGAAACACAGAAACUUGUUGAUGCUGCCAAUGAAGCCCGGGAGCAGUUUGAUGAGGCAGACCGGAGGGUGAGGGACCUGACUAGAGAACUGCGGUCCCUUGAGGAGACGCAAGGCAAAGAUUAUGGCCCAGAGGAGGAGUUCAGGGUCCUGGAGGGCAACUGUUAUGAAUUCACUGACCGGGAAUACACCUACCGCCUGUGCCCCUUUGACAAGGCCAUACAGAAGCCCAAAUCAGGCCACGGGGAGACACGGCUUGGGCAGUGGGGUGAGUGGACUGGGCCCGAGGGAAACAAGUAUAGCCGGAUGCUGUACUCCAAUGGCCAGGCGUGCUGGAAUGGCCCCACCAGAUCUGCUGAUGUCCACAUAUCAUGCGGCACUGAAAACAAGCUAACGGCAGUGUCAGAACCAAACAGGUGCGAGUAUGUGUUCCUGUUCAGCUCACCUGCCAUUUGUACAAAGUCAGAAGAGGACCUGAGUGAAGAGGGCACCCAGCACAGCCACACAGAGUUGUAGGGAUGGCUCAUGGUGUCGUCCUAGGCUGUGUGCCCAACUUCUCCGUGUGUGUGUGUGUGUGUGUGUGCUUUUUUUUUACGAGUGCAUCUGGGAUAUUCCAACAGUGACUUUUAUAUGUGAUGUAUUAGGUGGAAGAUUACUUAGUAGUGUUGUGUAAGUUUCUGUUGUAGUUUAUAAAUUGUAGAAUUGUGAUAAUUUUUGUUAGGCUAUUUGGUUGAUGUCUUGAUUACAGUCCAGAAUUUUUGUAGGUUCAUCCAUCAAAGGAUUAUAUACCACCUACGUAAGACAUUGCAAUGGAUGUUCUGAUUCACUGAGUUGCAAUAAUAAUGUUAGGAGAAAUAUUUUUGCAGUCUAGCUCUCUUUUUGGAGGGCUCAAGUGUAAAUUUGAUACUCAAUAAGAAACUUUGGAAUAUAAGAAUAAAUGUGAUCACUAAGUGAUGUUAAAGAUAUAAUACUGCUUAAUUCAAACAUAAAGACAUCCAGUCAUACUUGUUAUUUGUUGGUAACAGCACAAUAUAUUUAACAGUCCA